AUGUCUCCCAGCCAUGGUUUGGUGCUUGCUUGCUUCGUUGCGGUGCUGAAUGGCCCAACCGCGCUCCGAUUGGAAAGGGGCUCCAUCUCAUCCGGGGAGUUGGCGCAGCGCACCCAGCAGGCGGUACCUUUGGAAUGCCCAUGGGGCAAGGUUCAGGCACGUGGCACAGCAACGGUGGAAGAUGAAUCUGCUGCGCAGGAGGUGUGCGCACCUGAAGUUUCCGACUGGCAAUCCGAAUUUGCUGGCUUCAAAAAUUGGAGCGAUGCUUUGCGCGAAGCCCCAUUAUCGGCUUCAGAUAUCCGUGAGCAGAGCAUGCUCGGUGAAGCUGUUCGCACACUGAAACAAAAGUCGCGUCAACCACAUAUAGCUUUCAUCGGAGAUUCUUUGAUGCGCCAGCAGUAUUUCAACUUAGCAUCGUGGUUGAUACACGGGGAAGCUCGGCCUGAGAUGCCCGAGAAAUUGCCUUCCAUUGAGACCCACUACCAUGACUUUUGGACAGCAGUUUACCGCCACCAGAACAGCGAGUUGCAGGCUGACGGUGUUUCGGAAAUCUGCCACUGUGGCCGGAAAGACGAAGCGCUUUAUGUGGAGGAUCGUUUUGUUGCGUUGCCUGCGAACGGAUCGUCGAUGUCGUUCUUUGGAUGGUUUGGCGAUGCGCCUUUCCAUGGAUAUUUCACUCCCCCAGACGAGCGCCCCACGCAAAUCAGCUGCAAAGCUGGGACAUGUACUUCGCCGUUCCGUUGGACAAUCAAACAACCAGCAUGGCAAACUGCUCGAGGUGUAGUGCAGUUACUGAACAGCGUGGUGAUGAAAUUACAGCCCAAGCCGACGCACGUCGUGGUUAAUUCUGGCAAAUGGGGCCAUUUGAAUACGGUCGGCUUGCGCAAUUUGUUUGCAGCAGGUGCUGAGAUCCAGAAGCGCGAUGGGAUCAGGUUCAUGUGGAAAACUGUGACCCAUGGCAGAAGCGAUACCAAGGACGAGCAUCAAACAUUUGUCGAUCAGGAGAAGAAGCUCGCACGCGAAUAUGGUUGGGAGGUGUUCGAUGCAUACAGGAUGACCAGCGCUUAUCCUAUGCGAGGCCAGUACUAUCGGGACCCAACACAUUUAUCGAAAAAGGGCUACAACGCACCUCAACCGUAUGUACCUGGAUAA
Molecule: messenger RNA, 1152 nt
Organism: Prorocentrum cordatum
Lineage: Eukaryota; Dinophyceae; Prorocentrales; Prorocentraceae
Source: the annotation of a GenBank genome assembly